This is a messenger RNA of Pelodiscus sinensis (Chinese soft-shelled turtle), 1080 nucleotides long. The record is from RefSeq and is a predicted model, not a curated record. NCBI's taxonomy places the organism in Eukaryota, Metazoa, Chordata, Testudines, Trionychidae.
AUGAAGUCUGACGACCCCUUUGAGAAGGGAAUGAGGCGCCGUGUCCGGCCACUUGUCCUAAAUUGCUAUGGAGGGCUCAAGAACUAUCCCAUCGCCCAGCUUUGCCCCGAAUCUCCUGUCACCUUGCGGAUGCAGUCUAUAAAGCUCCAGGGGGGCUUGGGGUUCCUCUCGGCACACGUUCUAAGGAGCUGGAGCCUUUCCUUUGCAGAGCGGAGACGGCGAGAGGCCAUUGCUGCAGCAACCUGCCUGACCGAGGCCCUGACAGACCACCUGAACGUAGGGGUGGCCCAGGCCUACGUGAACCAGAGGAAGCUGGACCAGGAGGUGAAGACGCUGCAGAUCCAAGCUGCCCAGUUCGCCAAGCAGACGGGCCAGUGGAUCAGCAUGGUGGAAAAUUUCAACCAGGCACUCAAGGAGAUUGGCGACGUGGAGAACUGGGCGCGCAGCAUCGAGAUGGACAUGCGGACCAUCGCCACGGCCCUGGAGUACGUCUGCAAGGGGCAGCUGCAGCCCUCUGGCUCCUGAGCCCUGGCCCAGGCCCCCAGCCAGGCAGGAGCUGAGCUGCGCCCCUGCCUCCCAGCCACGCUCUCCGCCACCGCUUGGACUGCCUCUUCCCCCCUCCUCGCUAGCCCAGGCAAGAUCCCAGGGGUCCCCUGGGCAGCACCUCACCUGACGCUGAGGGACAGUGGUAACGGCCCAGCUCUUUGCUCCCUGUGCUGGGGGAGCUAGGGAGAAACGACCCAUCCUGCAUCACACACACCCCUGAGCCCAGGUGAGGGCUGUCCCCUGCACUGUCCUCCCCAGGGGAGCCAUGGCCUGCGGCUGCUGAGCCUCUGCCAUCCUGCCAGCCACAGGGGCUUUGCUCUCACCCGGUGGCUGCGGGGCCAUCUGGUGCCCGGCCACAGAGGGAGCUGUAGGCCCAGAGAAGUGGCUUGCCACAGGGGGUGGCUGGCUCGGGAGGGACACUCUGAUAGGAGGGGGAGCCUGUGCCCCCUUGCCAUGGGGCCAGCAAAUGCCCCAGUGUGGGACUGCAUGGGGGCUAGGCUGGGGAAUGGAAUAAAACACGUCAGUUAAACCAGA